Cladophialophora yegresii CBS 114405 is the source of this 942-nucleotide messenger RNA. RefSeq names its product translation initiation factor 2 subunit 1. The record is from RefSeq and is a predicted model, not a curated record. The coding region runs from base 1 to 942 and encodes 313 amino acids. Gene Ontology annotation, molecular function: ribosome binding; translation initiation factor activity; RNA binding. Gene Ontology annotation, cellular component: multi-eIF complex; eukaryotic 48S preinitiation complex; eukaryotic translation initiation factor 2B complex. Lineage: Eukaryota; Fungi; Ascomycota; Eurotiomycetes; Chaetothyriales; Herpotrichiellaceae. The transcript is spliced from 2 exons.
AUGGCGGACCCAGAUUCUUUGACGAACUGUCGGUUCUAUGAGGAGAAGUAUCCGGAGAUCGAGAGUUUUGUGAUGGUGAACGUCAAGCAGAUAGCAGAAAUGGGCGCCUACGUCAAGCUGCUGGAAUACGACAACAUCGAUGGCAUGAUUCUUCUCUCCGAACUGUCUCGAAGACGUAUCAGAUCGAUACAGAAACUUAUUCGGAUCGGUCGUAACGAAGUAGUAGUCGUGCUGAGAGUGGACAAGGAGAAGGGCUACAUCGAUCUGUCCAAGCGAAGAGUGUCAGCAGAAGAUAUUGUCCGAUGCGAGGAGCGCUACAACAAGAGCAAGUCGGUACACUCGAUCAUGCGACACGUGGCGGAAAAGACGAAAACACCCAUUCUUAAGUUGUACGAAGAUAUCGGUUGGCCUUUGAACCGGAAAUACGGCCACGCGAACGAUGCGUUCAAACUUUCCAUCACAAAUCCCGACAUCUGGAACGACGUCACAUUUCCGAACGAGGUUGUCAAGGAGGAGUUCCAGUCAUAUAUCAGCAAGAAGCUGAUGCCUCAUCCGACGAAGGUUCGAGCUGACGUCGAGGUGACGUGCUUCAAGUACGAUGGCAUUGAUGCUGUGAAGGAAGCCUUGAGGAAAGCUGAAGCGAAAAAUACCCCGGAUACACAAGUCAAGGUCAAGCUGGUAUCUCCACCUCACUAUGUCUUAACCAGCCAGUGUCUGGACAAGGGGAUGGGUAUUCAGCUACUGGAACAAGCGAUUCAAGACAUUGACGAGAGCAUCAAGGCGGCAGGUGGCGGCUGUGUGGUUAAGAUGGCACCGAAAGCCGUCACCGAGCAUGAUGAUGCCGAAUUGCAAGCUCUCAUGGACAAAAGAGCAAAGGAGAAUGAGGAGGUCAGUGGCGACGAGGACAUCAGCGAGAGUGACGAAGGCCCGGAAGUUGCAUAG